AAAUACCCCAUUGAAAGAUCUAUGAUGACCAAUGAUCAGGAUAAAACUUUAGCCGCCACUUCCAUUCUUUCGGCCCAUGACGGAGCAAGAAUUCUCUGCGUCGCAGAUGUUCGUGGUGGCAUUUCACAGCUGAAUCAAUUGGCGGAGAAGGCCAAUGCGCAAUAUAUCAUCCAUACUGGUGACUUUGGAUUUUACGAUGACACUAGUCUCGAACGGAUCAGUGAUCGGACGUUGAGCCAUCUUCUGCAGUACAGCACCCUCAUUCCAUCGCAGGUCAAGUCGCGUCUCGCGGAUGCUCCUGUCGAGCAACUCCGACGCACGAUCGAUCAAAAUCAAGCCUAUUUAUCGGAAUUCUCAGACUUCCUGUCGGGAAAGAAGAAGUUGAAUGUGCCUGUCUUCGCAGUUUGGGGAGCUUGUGAAGAUGUUAGCAUCUUGGAGAAAUUCAGAUCCAAGGAAUACAGUAUACCGAACCUCAAUAUAUUAGACGAAGCUUCCUCUCAUCUACUGGAAAUUGGCGGUGUCAAUCUACGCUUGUUUGGACUCGGCGGUGCUGUUGUGCAGCACAAGCUGUUUGAUAAUGGAGAAGGUUUGGAUACCAUAGCCGGCGGAUCUGGUACAAUGUGGACUACUGCUCUGCAAAUUGGUGAACUUGUUGAAACUGCGCAGCUGGUAUACGAUCCAUCUGAGACGAGAAUUCUUGUCACCCAUGCUUCCCCUGGCCGAGAGGGUCUAUUAGCACAGCUUGCUCUCGUCCUCAAGGUCGACUUCACUAUAUCCGCCGGUUUACAUUUUAGAUAUGGCAUAUCAUACAAUGAGUUUUCGUGUCAACCAGAUCAAGAACACUACCGUAAUCGCCUACUUGAGUCUCAGCAAGGCUUUUUGCAGCUUUGGGAAUCAAUUCGGGAUCAAGUUGAGAGUUCUGUCGAUGAUACCCAGAGCGCCUUGUUGCAGAAUGCACUUAGCGUCGUCAAUAGAUUGCCCCCUUCACUUCACGAUAGGCAAGAUGAUGGCUCCAACAGUUCGCAAACCGAUCUGGAAGAACAGGGGUUCAAAAAUAUGUGGAACUUUAACCUCCCCGACGCUGCAUUUGGCUGGGUUAUUUUGGACGUUCACCACGGCCGCGUCAGCGCAGAAACCAAAGCGCAGGGCUUCAACUUUGCUUACAGAAAGAACAAUGGAUAUCCAGCAUCCUCCGCAACCUCCAGCCAGAGAGCUCACUCCAUAGCAUCAAGUGAAUAUAGUGGACAUGAGCAAGACAACCGAAUGCGUGAGCUUCCUCAGGAUGAUGAUAAUGUCAGCUCCAAUGCUGAAAGUGUGGGGUCACGAAGCAACCGAAGACAAAGCAUGUAUAAAAAUCCUUUUGUUGCCUACGUCGGUGGACUUUCCAACACUACCGUGACGGAAGAAGAGAUUAGAGAAUUUUUUGGCCAUAAAUCUGUGACAGGCGUUAAGUUCCCACUAGACCACAACACGCAAUUGCCCAAACCACAUUGUUACGUCGAUUUUAUUGAUCAAGCGUCACUGGACGAGGCAAUAGCUAAGAAUGGCCAGAUGUUGCAAGAUAACAAACUGAUCAUCAACAAACCUAAUCCUCAUGUCUAUGACGGUCGUGGUCGCGGCCGUGGACAAAGAGGUCGAGGUAACCGAAAUUCACGCCUGAGCUUUGAUCGUGUUCGAGAAUAAAAUAAAAAAAAAGAACACUAUCGAAUUAAUGGUCCCAAACCAUGCAUGGGUUCAACACAAUUUAUGCCUGAAACAUGUUCCGCCUAUUUUGAUAAAUAAAAAAUAAUUCUAUCUAUAACCUUA
Molecule: messenger RNA, 1806 nt
Organism: Umbelopsis ramanniana AG
Lineage: Eukaryota; Fungi; Mucoromycota; Umbelopsidomycetes; Umbelopsidales; Umbelopsidaceae
Exons: 13
Coding region: 22-1683 (553 amino acids)
Molecular function (GO): RNA binding
Source: RefSeq, a predicted model, not a curated record